AUGACAUAUUUACGAAGCAUAUUACGAUACAAAAAUGUUUUGAAGAAUUAUGAGAAUGCUUGGAUUGGAGACAACUAUAACAAUACUAAUUUCAAAUUUAAACAAUUAUAUUUUAAAAUAGAUAAAAAAAUUAUACAUAAUAAAAAAAAAAUUGAUGAUACUAAUAAUGAAAUUGAUAAAAAUAUAAAAAAUAAAAAGGAAAAUACAGCCUUUUAUGCAUAUUUAAAAAAAAUAUUUUUUGUAACAUUCUUAUUUUAUGGUACAUAUGAAAGUAUAAAUUUAGUUAAAAAUAUAAAAAACUAUAUAGAAGAAGAUCAACAAUUAAAUAGUAUUAUACAUGUAAAAAUAAACUCAGCAAAAAUAAAAUUUGAAAGAUUUACAUGCCAAUUAAAUGAUAAUAUGUUUAAAUAUAUAAAACAAAAUGCAAAUUUAAAUAUUAUUUUAAACGAUAUUAGUGAAUUCAUUUUUUAUUUAUUAUAUUAUAUUUAUUUGUUUAUUCAGGUUAUAAAAAAUUUCACAAAUUUUUGGAAUUCGACACUGAGGAUAAAUAAAUUACUAGGAAUAAACGAAGCUAAAAUUGAUACAAUAAAAAAAGAGAAAAGUGAAAAAGAAUAUAUCAAGAAUGAACAAGAUGGAAAUGUAAAUUGUGAUGAGAAAAAUGAAGAUUUAUAUAAAGACAAUAUAUAUAGUGAUAUAGAAGAUAUAAUCCAUGCUUUUAACAAAUUAAAAAAUUUUGAAAUUCAUGAAAACUAUAAUAACCUUAAAAUAGACAAAUCUGAUAAAAUUAACCUAAGAGAUGUUGAAUGUUUAAAAGACACAAAUAAUUUUUAUUUUAACACCAAAAUAAAAGAAGAUGAAAAAGAAUAUUAUAUUAUAAAUUUGCAUGAACAAAAUAAAAAUGUAGACAAUUAUGGAGAAAACACAAAAGAAACCAAAACAGCAUCGCCUAUAAUGGAGACAAAUUUAUCAAUGCAAACAGUCAGUCCAAAGAAAAGCAUCAUAAAACUUAAAGAAAAUGCUCAAUUAAAUGAAAUUGAAAACAUGAAAAAAGAAGAAUAUAUGGAAGAAAAAAAUGAGAUUGUAAAUGGACGAUCAAACGUUAAGGAUAGCAAAGACGAUUUUCAUGUAAUUAUUAAAAGUGAUGAACAAAUUGUAGCUAAGGAAGAUGCACAAUUAGCUAAAAAUAUGAACAAUGAAAAUAAGAGACAUAAAAAAGACGAAAAAAAAAUAUAUAUAGAUAAAAUCGAAAAAACAAAUAUCAUGCCAAAAAACAUAUUAGAUAAAUCUAUAGUAAUUUCCGAGAAAAAAACAAAAAUUGUUGAACUUGAAAAAGAAAAUAAAACUUAUAAUGUUGGCAAAAUAGAUGGUACAAUUAAUAAUAAAAAAGGAGAUAUAAUAAAUAAUGAUCAAUAUAUAAAAAAUAUAUUAGAAAAAGAAUUAACCAAUUUUAAAACACAUAUAAAUAGUUUAAGCAAAAAGGAUUUACAAAAUAAAAUAGUUGACAUGUAUGUAAAUGAACUAGUUACAGAAAGAUAUAAAGAUAUAUUAUUGGAAGAAGAAAAAGAGGUAUUAAAAAAAAUAUUAACAAUUAAAUAUAAUGAUAUUUUUUUAAAAAAAAAAAAAAAAGUCGAAAAAGCCUUAAAAAAAUCAAUGUUAAAAAUAUUAAAAGAAGAAGAAAAAUUAUUAAAAGAAAAUUAUGAAAAAAAAAAAGAAAGUUUUGAAAAUAAUAUAAUUGAUCAAACUAAAAAUGAAAUAGAUAUAGAGAAAAAUAAAAUGAAAAAUGAAUUAAAAGAAAUUGAAGAAAAUUACUUAAAAAAAAUAAAUACCUAUGCAUAUGAUAUAAAUAUAAUAAAGGAAAAUAUAGAAAAAGAUAAAAUUAGACAAAUGAAAUUACAAUAUAUAAAUGAUAUACAACAUAAAUUGGUUUAUUUACAAAAUUGUAUAAUUCAUGAUUUGUCCAUCGAGGUAAUUUUAAAGGAUUUAAAAGAGCAUUUAAAAAAAGACACAUUUUUAGAAAAAACUCUUAAAGCAUUACCAGAUAAUUUCUUUACAUGCACAUAUAAACUAAAUAAUAAUAAUCGGGAACAAAUUAAAAAUAAAUUUUAUUAUUUAUAUAAAUUGAGUGUAAAGGAAGCCUUUUAUGAACAUUCAAAUAAUUAUUUAUAUAAAGUAUUAAGCAAUUUAUUUUCUUAUUUUUAUAUUAACUAUGAGACAACCUCUAAUAUAAUAUUGGCCCGAGCUCUAAAAAAUAAUUUGGUUUUAAAAGAAAAUUUACUAAAUUUAUCAUAUGCAUUGAAUAGUAUAAAAAAAAAUAAAUUCAUAGACUCUUUGCAAUAUAUAGAAGGAUUGACUGGUGGGUGUAAACAAACAUUUGAAUCAUUUAAUGAAGAUAUAAAAAAUGUUACUUUGUUUAAAUUUUAUCUCAGAAUGGCUGUAUCGAGACUAUCAUUAUUGAGCAAACUUAUGAGAACAUAUUCUGAGGAAAACUAA
Plasmodium berghei ANKA is the source of this 2490-nucleotide messenger RNA. Its product is annotated as conserved Plasmodium protein, unknown function. The transcript has a single exon. Lineage: Eukaryota; Apicomplexa; Aconoidasida; Haemosporida; Plasmodiidae. Bases 1 to 2490 code for a protein of 829 amino acids. The record is from RefSeq and is a predicted model, not a curated record.